Messenger RNA from Aspergillus sclerotioniger CBS 115572, 5317 nucleotides. Its product is annotated as DNA-directed RNA polymerase I core subunit RPA190. The transcript has 4 exons. The record is from RefSeq and is a predicted model, not a curated record. Gene Ontology annotation, molecular function: DNA binding; DNA-directed RNA polymerase activity. Lineage: Eukaryota; Fungi; Ascomycota; Eurotiomycetes; Eurotiales; Aspergillaceae. The coding region runs from base 72 to 5111 and encodes 1679 amino acids. Gene Ontology annotation, biological process: DNA-templated transcription. Gene Ontology annotation, cellular component: RNA polymerase I complex.
CAGCCCCAGACGAACACCCAGGAUUUGCACCGCCAGCGUCGUCCGUCGCUCAAGCGGCUGCCAGGGGAAUCAUGACCACUUUCGCACGGCCCGUGGCCUCCUCCAUCGCGGGGAUUGACUUUGGUGUUUACAAUGAUGAAGACAUCAAAGCUAUCUCUGUAAAGCGAAUCCAUAAUACGCCGACAUUGGAUUCCUUCAACAACCCGGUCCCCGGUGGUCUCUAUGACCCGGCUAUGGGUGCAUGGGGUGACCAUGUCUGCACGACAUGUCGUCAGACCUCCUGGUCUUGUACCGGUCACCCCGGACAUAUCGAACUUCCCGUCCAUGUGUACAAUGUCACGCAUUUCGACCAGCUGUAUCGUCUACUCAAGGGCCAGUGUGUCUACUGCCAUCGCUUCCAGAUGACCCGGUUCAACAUCAACACCUACACCUGCAAAUUGCGACUGCUACAGUAUGGCUUGGUUGAUGAGGUGGCUGUUAUCGAUUCCAUGGCACAUAAGAAAGUCGAGAAGAAGAAGUCAGCCAAGGACGGUGAGGGAUCCAGCAGCGAGGAUGAAGACGACGACGAUAUCAUCGAGCGCAGAAACACCUAUGUCAAGAAGUGUAUCCGUCAAGCGCAGGCAGAUGGAAGGCUGAAGGGCCUCAUGGCUGGUGCGAAGAACCCGCUGGCUGCGGAGCAGCGACGAGUACUUGUUAGAGAGUUCUUCAAGGACAUUGGCUCUCCUUCCAAGUGCGCCAGCUGUAGUGGAAUUUCCCCGUCAUACCGGAAAGAUCGGUCUUCAAAAAUCUUCCGCAAGGCCCUCACCGAGAAAUCCAGACACCUGAUGGCGCAAGCUGGAUUCCAGAUACCAAACUCUUUGGUCCUUCUGCAGCAAGCUAAGAAGCUUACUUCCAAAGAGAAGGAGGCGCUUGCCAACGGGGUGUCUGACAGUCAUAGCACCACUUCGGAAAUACAUGGAGCGGAGGAAGAGGUUGCACGUGGAAAUGCUAUCGUGGCCCAGGCUGAGAGCAAAAAACAGGCUCCUGGUGAGAGCCAGCAGUUUAUGCCCUCUCCCGAGGUUCACGCUACGAUGUCACUGCUUUUUGAAAAAGAGGAGGAGAUCCUAAGCCUUGUUUAUAACUCCCGACCAUUGCCGAAGAAGGAGUCGCGGGUUAGCGCGGACAUGUUCUUUAUCAAGAACAUCCUAGUGCCACCGAACAAGUUCCGUCCUGCAGCGCCGCAAGGACCUGGCCAGAUCUUGGAAGCUCAGCAGAACCAAUCCCUGACGUCGAUCUUGAAGAACUGCGACAUCAUCAACCAGAUCAGCAAGGAGAGGCAGAGCGCGGGCGCCGACUCCGCUACGCGGGUGCGGGACUACCGCGAUCUUCUUCACUCGAUUGUGACCCUCCAGGAUACUGUCAACAUGCUCAUCGACCGUGACCGCGGUAAUGCUACGGGACCGGCUGCCGCCGCCGCCCCGAUGGGUAUCAAACAAUAUUUAGAAAAGAAGGAGGGUCUGUUCCGGAAGAACAUGAUGGGAAAGCGUGUCAACUUUGCUGCUCGAAGUGUCAUUUCGCCCGACCCCAACAUUGAAACCAACGAAAUCGGUGUUCCUUUGGUGUUCGCUAAGAAGCUGACCUAUCCGGAACCCGUGACAAACCAUAACUUCUGGGAGAUGAAGCAGGCUGUCAUCAAUGGCCCGGACAAGUACCCCGGUGCUUCUGCGAUUGAGAAUGAAUUCGGUCAAGUCACCAAUCUCAGGUUCAAGAGUCUGGAUGAGCGGACAGCGCUGGCCAACCAGCUACUCGCCCCGUCCAAUUGGCGCAUGAAGGGAUCGCGUAACAAGAAGGUCUACCGUCAUCUUACUACCGGUGAUGUUGUUUUGAUGAACCGUCAGCCCACGCUCCACAAGCCUUCUAUCAUGGGUCACAAGGCUCGCGUUCUCCCCAACGAGAGAACUAUUCGCAUGCACUACGCUAAUUGUAAUACCUACAACGCGGAUUUCGACGGUGACGAAAUGAACAUGCACUUCCCUCAGAAUGAGCUUGCUCGAUCGGAGGCCAUGAUGCUGGCGGAUGCAGACCACCAGUAUCUUGUCGCUACAUCCGGCAAACCCCUCAGAGGUUUGAUUCAGGAUCACAUUUCGAUGGGAACGUGGUUCACCUGCCGAGACAGCUUUUUUGAUGAGGAUGACUAUCAUCAGUUACUGUACAACUGCUUAAGACCCGAGAAUUCUCACACGAUUACGGACCGGAUUCAAACGGUGGCCCCUGCGAUGAUUCGGCCAAAGCGUCUUUGGACCGGUAAGCAGGUUAUCACGACCAUCCUCAAGAACAUCAUGCCUUCCGACAGGGCCGGCCUCAACUUGAAGAGCAAAUCGUCAACCCCCGGAGACCGAUGGGGUGAAGGUAAUGAGGAAGGAGAAGUCAUUUUCAAGGAUGGUGAGAUGCUUUGUGGUAUCCUGGAUAAGAAGCAGAUCGGUCCUACCGCUGGUGGUCUGGUCGAUGCCAUUCACGAAAUCUAUGGACAUACCAUUGCCGGAAGGCUGAUGAGUAUCCUCGGUCGUCUCCUGACAAGAGUCUUGAACAUGCGUGCCUUUACUUGCGGUAUCGACGAUCUUCGGCUGACUGCCGAAGGCGACCGCGUGCGUAAGGAAAAGAUCAGCGAAGCGGCCGCCAUUGGCCGUGAAGUUGCAUUGAAGUAUGUCACCCUCGACCAGACUACUGUGCCCGAUGAGGAUGCCGAGUUGCGACGACGCAUGGAGGAAGUCCUCCGAGACGACGAGAAGCAGGGUGGCCUGGAUAGUGUUUCCAACGCUCGCACCGCGAAGCUUUCGACGGAGAUCACAAAGGCCUGCCUUCCAGGUGGUCUGGUUAAGCCCUUCCCGUGGAACCAGAUGCAGUCGAUGACAAUCUCUGGAGCCAAGGGUUCGAGCGUCAAUGCCAACCUGAUUUCUUGCAACUUGGGUCAGCAGGUUUUGGAGGGUCGUCGUGUGCCUGUCAUGGUCAGCGGCAAGACCCUGCCGUCUUUCAGGGCAUUCGACACGAACCCCAUGGCUGGUGGCUAUGUCUGUGGUCGUUUCUUGACUGGUAUCAAGCCCCAAGAAUACUAUUUCCACGCCAUGGCCGGUCGUGAAGGUUUGAUUGAUACUGCCGUCAAGACCUCUAGAUCCGGAUACUUGCAGCGUUGUUUGAUCAAGGGUAUGGAAGGGUUAAGGGCGGAGUACGACAGUUCGGUCCGUGAAGCUACUGAUGGUUCAAUCGUUCAGUUCUUGUACGGUGAGGAUGGUCUGGAUAUCACUAAGCAGGUCCACCUUAAGGACUUCGAUUUCCUGGCCUCGAAUUACGUCUCUAUCAUGGCUCAGGUCAAUCUGACCAGCGACUUCCACAACCUGGAGAAGGAGGAGGUGACGAACUGGCAUAAGGAUGCUAUGAAGAAGGUGCGCAAGACAGGAAAGUUCGAGGCCAUGGACCCUGUCCUUUCUCACUACCACCCCGGAGGUAACCUGGGCAGUAUCUCAGAGAGUUUCUCGCAAGAACUCAAGCAGUACGAGGACGCCAACAAAAGCAAGCUUCUGAAAGACAAGAAGAAGGAUGUCAACGGUAUCAUCAGCAAGAAGGCAUUCAACACUCUUAUGCACAUGAAGUAUAUGAAGUCUGUCGUCGAACCUGGUGAGGCUAUUGGUAUCGUCGCUGGCCAAUCUAUCGGUGAACCAUCCACUCAGAUGACCCUGAACACCUUCCACUUGGCUGGUCACUCGGCGAAGAACGUGACACUGGGUAUUCCCCGUUUGCGAGAAAUUGUCAUGACUGCCAGUGCGCAUAUCAUGACACCCACGAUGACUCUGGUCUUGAAUGAAGAGAUGUCUAAGGAGCAUUCCGAAAAGUUCUCCAAGGCUAUCAGCAAGCUUAGCAUCGCAGAGGUUGUCGACAAGGUCCAAGUUAGAGAAAGAGUUUCCUCGGGCAGCAUGAAGGCUAAGGUCUAUGAUAUUGACAUCACCUUCUUCCCAGCCGACGAGUACACUGCGGAAUACGCCAUCACGACCAAGGAUGUGCAGAACACCUUGCAGAACAAGUUCAUUCCUAAGCUCGUGAAACUCACCAAGGCGGAACUCAAGAAGCGUCACGAGGAGAAGACCAUGAAGAAGUUCUCCACUGCUCAGCCUGAGAUUGGUGUCUCUGUUGGCACUGUCCAGGAUGCACCUCGCGGCGAUGAUGCCGAGGAAGACGCUGCUGAUGAUGACAAUGAGGAUGACGAGGACGAUGCCAAGCGUGCUCGGGGUACUCAGAACCGGUCGAACCAGGUUUCUUACGAAGGCCCCGAGGACGAGGAGAUGGAAAUGAUCCGACAGCAGGAUGCCGAGGAAGAUGAUGAUGAGGACGACAAUGACACCGGUGAGAAACGCGAUGUCGAGAUGGACGAUGCUUCAGAUGACGAGUCCGAGGACGACACGAAAGACACAAAACUGCGUGAGGAAGAUAUCAAGGGCAAGUACCACGAAGUCACACAGUUCAAGUUCAACCCCCGUGACGGAGGAUCCUGCACUGUCCAGCUGCAGUACGACAUCUCGACCCCCAAGCUGCUCCUUCUGCCUCUGGUCGAGGAUGCUGCUCGCAGCGCUGUCAUCCAGUCUAUCCCUGGUCUCGGCAACUGCACGUUCGUCGAAGCCGACCCGAUCAAGGGCGAACCCGCCCAUGUCAUCACCGAAGGUGUCAACCUGCUUGCCAUGCGUGACUACCAAGACAUCAUCAAGCCUCACUCCCUCUACACCAACUCCAUCCACGACAUGCUCACCCUCUACGGUGUCGAAGCUGCACGUGCCUCGAUUGUCAAGGAAAUGUCGGACGUUUUCCAGGGUCACAGUAUCUCCGUUGACAACCGCCACCUGAACCUGAUCGGUGACGUGAUGACCCAGUCCGGUGGCUUUCGCCCCUUCAACCGUAACGGUCUCGUCAAGGAUGGCUCCUCCCCGUUGGCCAAGAUGAGUUUCGAAACCACUGUGGGAUACCUCAAGGAGGCCGUCGUUGAGAGAGACUUUGAUAACCUGAAGAGUCCCAGUGCCAGAAUCGUCGUCGGCCGCACCGGCACCGUCGGUACCGGCGCGUUCGAUGUCCUUGCUCCGGUGGCGUAAAGUAAUUGGCGUGUUGCAUUUAUCUGUCCUUAUUGUAUAUGUGCAAAAUCUUAGUUCCUGUAUUUCUAUUUCUUUUUUCCUACUGUUCUUGUCUGACGUGUCCAACGAUCUCUGCAGUUGUCUUUCAGCGGGAAUAAGAAAAAAGUUUUUCUUACGCAGAUCGAAUCUACCUUUCAAAUAGUACGAGCAAUCAAUAGAACUCUGGG